AUGAGCGUCGCCGCGGCCAGUGGUGCCGUAAGCACGCAACAACAUUAUCCAAAUCAAGAACAAAUUCGUCUUGCACAAUUAAUUGAUGAUAAAAAACAUGAUCAACCUGAAAUACAAGACAUUGUUCGAAAAGUUCUUGAUGUUGUUGCGAAUUCCAGUCAAGAAGAUGCUCUAGUAGCUCUAUUCGAUUGUGAUUAUGAUUAUGAACGAACGGUUGCAUUACUUAUUGAAAAAGGUACUGAAAUAUCAAGUGAAUGGCGUACAGCAACAAAUCAUAAAGCAACUAAAAAGCAGCAACAACAACAACAAAAAAUUGCAGCAACUAAAAAUGGACAUGGAGGAGAAAUGGAUGAGAAUGCACAGCAACGAGAUGGUUCCACUUAUCGAGGAAAAUCUCGUGGUGGUGGUGGUGGUUGGUCAAGAAUUCAGCAGCAACAAAAUGGAGGCGAUUCUCAAAAUAAUACUCAACAGCAACAAAAUGAAAAUUAUGCACCACAACAAAGAUACCGUGGUGGAAGUGGCUAUCGAGGUCGGUAUCGUGGUAGUAAUAGAGGUAGUCAUCGUGGAAACGAUAGAAACUAUCAACAGUAUCAAUAUGAACAACAACCACAAGAUUCAAAUAUUGAUUCUUCAACACCGUCAGAUACAACACAAAGUUUUACUGAUGCACCAUAUAGAAAUCGACGAGGUGGUAGCAAGCAUCAACACUUUGAUCGUAGUGAUUGGAAUGGUGAAUCAUUAAAUUUUUCGAAAUCAACCAAAGAUGAGGAACAACCAGCAAAUUCAGAAAAUAAUAAUGCAUCAAAUGCUCGCUGUGGAGUUCUCGAUAGUCAAACUUCAUCAUCUGGAAUAUCGACAAUAAAUAAUGUUGCUGAACUAAACACACAACAAAAGUCGAAGAACGAAUUUGAUCCUGUAGAAGCAGCUCGUCAGAUCAAAAAUGUUAUUGGUAUUGGUCAAUCACAACAACAAAAUGUUGUACCACCUAAACCACUCAUGGAUCUUAAACCAAUCCUAUGUGAUCAACAAACAGGACAACAACAAAAAUCGAAUGUAAUGUCAUCAAAAUCAACUGGUCAAAAUUUAAAUACAAAAGUGACACCACCACCACAUCAUCAUCAUCAACAACAACAACAACAACAACAACAACAACAACCACGAAUUCCGCAUCAACCGGUGAUUUUUACUGACCGUUUUGAUGGUGGCGUAAACAAAAUCGAUGUACAGUUUGGCAAUUUGGGUGAAACAGGUGAAGAGCAACCAUCGCAUUAUGUAUCUACUUCGUCUUCAGCAGCAUCUGCAUAUUAUUCACAUUCUGAGCCCAUAACAUCAGCGACAAAACCCAAAACUGUUACAUCAUCAGGUCAGAAUCUCCAACGAUCAACAGGAUCAGGAAUACAACAUCAACCAAAUGAACAGUCUGCUUUUGUUUCACUAUCAACACAUUCUAAUACAGCUCGCUCACACGAACAACAACCAGUUCUGAAUCAACCACGUAUGAUGCCAACACAAUUGCAACAACAACAACCUUCAAUGUCCAUGAAACCUGUUCUACCAACACAAUAUGCUGUACAUCAUCCACAACAUCAAAUGAAUCCACAGAAUUUACUUCUGCCAUCUUUACUUUACCAUCAACAACAAGAGCCGGUGCCAUUAGAUAAUUCGUAUGAUCCAACAGCAUUUCAAUUGCCAUCGAUGGAUUUUAAUGCAUCUUAUUUUAUGGCAGCAGCAAUGAGUCAGCAACCACCACCACAACAACAACAACAAAAUCAACCACGUUAUCUUGUUUCACAACAACCACCACCAAAUCAACAACAACAACAACAUAUGUCAUCAAAUCGACAGCAAUCAUCAACAAAUGCACAAGCAUCAUCAUUAUCAACUUCAUCAUCAUCUGUACAACCUUCGUCAACAGCGACUACAACAUCAACAGCUCCAAAAAAAGGACCAGCUGUUCCACCUGGCAUGUUUCUUUCUACGGGACCACCAUCACAAGCAUCAUACUCGGCAGCUUAUUCAGCAGCGUAUGGAAUUCCACCAUCUGUUGGUGGACAACAACAAACAGGUGCAACAACUUAUUCAACACCCUAUGAAGCUGAACAUUUAUUUGCAAAUUCAUUUUUGCAAUUAGCUAAUGUACCACAAGCACAAUCACCAUCAGGUGCAUAUGGUUCAGUAACGCCACCAGUUCAACAACAAAAUCAAACACAUAACAAUAAUGAUAAACAAUCCAUGAAUUAUCGGACUCCAGUUAAUGAAAAUCUUUUAUUACAACAAUUUCAACAGUUCAGUAUGCAACAAUCGAACAAUCAACAGCAAGGUAUACAGACAGCACAUUCGCCAGCUCAAUUGAAUUAUUUUCUUGGACAUUCAGCUAGUGGACCACCAAGUUAUUCAGCUGGUCCACAAAUAAUGUAUGCUCAACCAGCAGCAGCUAUGUCUCAACAACAAGCUUCUAAACAACUAGGUCAACAAUAUAAUCAAACAAAUUCUUCAUCAAAUAUUGGUGGUAAUGAUGAUUAUUAUGGUCGUAGUUCAUCUUCAUCAGCAAAUAAAGAAGCACAUUAUAUGUAUACCGUAUCAGCACAACCUCAACAGAUUCCACCACAAUCGGUUGGUCAACAUCAAGGUAUGAACAAACAACAACAAGCUCAACAACAGCAACGUAAUAGUGGCAAUGUUUAUAAUAAUCAACAAAGCCAACAACGUCCAUUUUAA
Molecule: messenger RNA, 2718 nt
Organism: Rotaria socialis
Lineage: Eukaryota; Metazoa; Rotifera; Eurotatoria; Philodinida; Philodinidae
Source: the annotation of a GenBank genome assembly